AUGGUAAAAUGGAAUCAAAAUAACAAUCAUUGUCACAUCCUUAAUGUGGACGGGAGUUGUCUCGGAACUCCAAUCCGUGCUGGGUUCGGAGGUAUCAUUCGAAACAAUGUUGGUGCCUACCUCUCUGGCUUCUCUGGCUUCAUUCCGGAAUCGACAGACAUUCUGUUAGCUGAACUCACUGCCCUUCAUCAAGGCUUACUCAUGGCUGCUGCAAUGGGAAUAGAGGAGUUGGCUUGCUACUCGGACUCGCUUCUCUCCAUCAAUCUUAUUACAGGAAGAGUUUCAAACUAUCAUGUGUACGCUGUCUUAAUACAAGACAUAAAAGAUCUCUUAUCUGUGCAUAAUUUUUCCGUUCAUCAUUGUCUCCGUGAAGGAAACCAAUGCGCGGAUUACUUGGCCAAGUUGGGAGCUUCAUCAAAUGAAGUGUGCUUAUUUCAUGCCACCCCCCCUCAUGAGCUUCUGGAUUUAAUUCGCUUUGAUGCUAUAGGAACUCUAUUUCCUAGAGCAUAG
Messenger RNA from Medicago truncatula (barrel medic), 510 nucleotides. RefSeq lists its product as uncharacterized. The transcript has a single exon. Gene Ontology annotation, molecular function: nucleic acid binding; RNA-DNA hybrid ribonuclease activity. Bases 1 to 510 code for a protein of 169 amino acids. Lineage: Eukaryota; Viridiplantae; Streptophyta; Magnoliopsida; Fabales; Fabaceae. The record is from RefSeq and is a predicted model, not a curated record.